Harpia harpyja (harpy eagle) is the source of this 1886-nucleotide messenger RNA. RefSeq names its product transmembrane and ubiquitin like domain containing 2 (gene TMUB2). Lineage: Eukaryota; Metazoa; Chordata; Aves; Accipitriformes; Accipitridae. Gene Ontology annotation, molecular function: protein binding. Bases 619 to 1521 code for a protein of 300 amino acids. The record is from RefSeq and is a predicted model, not a curated record. The transcript has 3 exons.
ACUCCGUCCCCUCCCAGGGGGUUUAACUCUCCCCAGCCGGGCCCUGUCCCGCCCCCACCGGGCUGCGCCCCUUCCCCACCGGGGCCGGUGUCGGCCGGGCAAGGGGCCGCUGCAGAAAGAACCGGGAAGGCUUUGACCGACGUUAACAGGGCUCCUCGCCCCGCUGCCGGCCGUCGCUCUGCUCCCUUCCAGGAGCGGAGCCGGUGCUCGGGGAUGGAGUGACCCUGCCUGGGCACCGAGAGGCUUCGGGAGCCCACCGGGAGCCUCCGCCGACCCCGGUAAGGUGAAUGCGGCCCCGCUGAGCACCCGGCUCCUUCCUGCCCUGGCCGAUUCCAGCUCGGGUUGUAAUUACAGGUACUGUGCUCCUAAUUGGCACGUAGGAAGCGAUAGCAUCAUCCUCCUCCCCACAGGGACGAGGUAAUUACUCCUGAGCCCAAUUCGUGCAGCGGGAGCAGCAGCAGGAUUUAUUUUAAAGCUGAACGUGACCACAAAGCAGCCCUGGGGGUCACCGCUGCCACCGCACGGCCGGUUUGCACCUGGCACGGGGGCUUCGUGGGGGAGUUAAGGCAGAAAGAAAACUGAGGGGGGGAAUCCCGGCUCCUCCAGCCCACUCCAGAGAUGGAGCUCCCCGCUGCCACCUUCAUCCGAGGGGUGGGGGACGAGGUGACGGUGGUGGCCGGCAUCGUGGUGCUGGUCCUGGCUCUGGUCCUGGCGUGGCUGUCUACCUACGUCGCUGACAGCAGCAACCAGCUUUUGGGAACGAUCGUCGCGGCGGGGGAUGCGGCCGUCAUCCGGCUCGGCCACGUGGAACAUUAUGUGGGGACGGUGGGGGUGGCCGAAGCCCCAGAGCCCUCCAGGGUCCCCGAAAACGUAGAGGAGAAAACAGAAGAGGAGGGGGGGGCGGCGGCAGGGCCAGUGGUGGAGCAGGGGGACAGCGGCAGCCCCCCCGACCCCAGCCUGGAGCGACUGCUGGACAUCCGGAGCUUGCCCAAACGGACCUCGGCCGCUGAGCCCAGCGCCCUGGGCAGCCAGGGGGGGCUGCCCGCCCCGGGGGAGAGCGACCUGUGCUCCGGCCUCAUCAAGAUCCGGCUCAAAUUCCUUAACGACACAGAGGAGGUGGCUGUGGUCCGGCCUGAGGACACCGUGGGGGGCCUCAAGAGCAAAUACUUCCCAGGCCAGGAGAGCCAGAUGAAGUUCAUUUAUCGUGGGCAGCUGCUGCAGGACCAGGGGCGGACGCUCCGCUCGCUCCACAUCACGGACAACUGCGUCAUCCACUGCCACCGCUCCCGGAGUGCCACCACCGCCACCACCCUGCCCGACCCCAGCGCCGCUGCCCCCGAUGCCGGCAGCCUUCCCCUCGGCGGGGGGAACCUGAUGGUCCCCACCAUCAUGGUGGUGCUGGCGGUCGUCUGGUAUUUCCGUAUCAACUACCGUCAGCUCUUCACCGCCCCAGCCACCGUCUCCUUGAUCGGCCUCACCGUCCUGUUCAGCUUCCUGCUGUUUGGGAUGUACGGACAGUAGGGAACUCGACCGGGAGAUGCCAGGGCCACCCCCCCCCCCCAAGCCUGUCCCCAUGCGGCACUCGGGCAGGCACUGCUUUCUUCACCGCGACGUUAUGGUGACUGGAGCUGGCACGACAAGAGCUUGGCGCAUCCUUCCCAGUCUUGGUGCUGGACUUUGUCCCCCCCAGAAGGGGCUGUGCUCCCCCCCCAGACACUGUCCUCCUCCCUCCUGGCCUCAAGCACAGCUCCAGGGAGGAGCUGGCUCUGGGGCAGGAUCUUGGCCUGGGUGAACGGCAUGGUGGGUACGAGCCCAGGGCCCUGCACCGGAACGGGCUGUGGCUUCCUCCCAGAGACUUUUAAAAGCAAAUAAAAGGUGUAACGUCA